This is a messenger RNA of Pantherophis guttatus, 3908 nucleotides long. RefSeq names its product diphthamide biosynthesis 3 (gene DPH3). NCBI's taxonomy places the organism in Eukaryota, Metazoa, Chordata, Lepidosauria, Squamata, Colubridae. Gene Ontology annotation, biological process: protein histidyl modification to diphthamide. The record is from RefSeq and is a predicted model, not a curated record. Gene Ontology annotation, molecular function: metal ion binding.
UUUUUUUUUUGACGGAAUGACACCGCCCUUCGAAUCCAUAAGCAACGGAUACAGGGUUUCUUUCUUUGCGUCGUUUUACAGCUCUAUAUUUUUUUUAUCUUUAGUACGAGUUCUACCUCGCUCUUUCUUAUUGGAUAUCAUUCCACGAGAGAUGUUGUCAAAUCUCAUUAUCUUGAAUGCUUAUUGUGCCAUUGCCGGUUUUCCUGGACACGCGGCGCUGGCUACAUUUGACGGGGAGGGACAGAGAAUCGCGCUGCGACAUGUCCGUUUUCCACGACGAAGUGGAGAUAGAGGACUUCGAGUACGAUGAGGAUACCGAGAUCUACAGCUAUCCGUGCCCCUGUGGAGACCGCUUCCUUAUUACGCGGGAAGAUCUGGAGAAUGGGGAAGAUGUGGCGACCUGCCCAAGUUGUUCACUUAUAGUCAAAGUGAUCUACGACAAGGAACAGUUCAUGUGUGGCGAAGAAAUCUCACCACUUACAGAAAGCAAAAAAUUAGUUAAAUGCUGAUAAUCAUUGAAGAAAUCAUGCUCUUCUUGAAUAGCGUGGCAACAAUUGGACAGAAAGGACACCUGUUCUGAAAACUUCAUGCUUUAUGCUUUAAUAAUUUAUUGCUUACCAGCAGCUACUUCAAUUCAAAGAUGAAUUGAUGUGGUGAAAAAAACUAUAUUUAUUUGGGCAAAUAAGUGAUAUUUGAAAGUAGUGAAUAAUCUAUCAAAUUUAAGACUGCACAUGAAGAUGGUAGACAUGCAUUUGGGUAUCAGGAAUGCUUGUUGAAAGCUUCUAUUGAAUCUGGACUCUUUGAUUCUUCUGACUAAAUACAAAAUGUAAACUACUGGUUUUGUGUUUUAACAAAGAAAAACUGCAGCUUUUUUAAAAAAGGAGACAGCAAAAUACAAACCUUCAAAUUACCAUAAUAUGCACCAUCUCUUAAUUAACUGGAACUAUAGGCUUGUUGAAAAACACAGUUUGUAGUUGUUUAUGAAAGACUACUAGAUAAAGAGCCAUGAUGUCUCAGGAGAGGAGUGGUAUUCCAGAAACGGAAGGCCACUGCAGAGAAGGUUUGCUAUCUAAUCCAUCCCCCACGUAUUUGUUCCAUAUGAAGGUAUGAUAUUCUCAACAGCCUUCUCUGGAUAACUGUCAUGCUCACUGACUUGGGUAAUAUCAAAGAGCAAAAACUAUAUAGAUUUCAUUAAUUAAGAUAUCAUUAAUGUGAAUUUUAGGAUAAAUGCAGAAUUUUGGAAACAGGAAUUUUUUGCCAUUAUUUAAACUGAAUUCAUUAAGAUGGAAUCUGAAUGAUUUGAAAUUCCUUUUCUUAGGUUUCUUGCUAUCUUAGCUGAAUUGCUGUUUAUAAAAUAAACUGCCAAGAGACCCUCUGUCUCUUGUUAAAUCCACUCCCCACAAUCUUUCCCACUAACUGGCUGAGCAAGUAAAUUCAAUUUUAACACACCAUUAUUUGAUUUAUCCUUUAUACUACAUUUAAAAUAACUUUACCACUAAUAGGGAGCCCUCUGACUUGAGUGAAGAAUCCACUGAUAACCAGUGCAGCAAUAUUAAAAACAGUGUUGCUUUUAACUGCUAUAUACCAACUGCACUUUUCUUAUUGUCUCAAAGGUAGCCUCACAUAAGAGUAUGUAGUAGAAUCCAGCUGCAGUAAUUAGGUGUGUUACUUAUGUCAGUCCACUCUAGUCAUGUAGAGUUGUAAACAUAAACUAAAGUCCCUGUCAUAGCAUCCACCUGAUGUUUGAAGCAGGGAUGACUACAGUUCAAAAACAUCCCUUGGUGGAAGAAUAUAAAAACCUGAAUCAAUACCAGGACUAAUAUUAGCAGAUUGGCUGGAUAUUUACUCAUGACUAGUAACUCUGUCUUGUAGGAUUUAAUCUCAACUUGUUUCUGUCUGUCAACUUGUUUCUGUCUCCAUCCAGACCCUUACAGUCUCUAGACAAGUUCAGAACUUUAAUGGUAUCUCCAGCUCCUGGGGUGAUGAUGCAAAUUAAAAGUAAUCAAAGUACUGAUGAAAAUUGAUCCUGAAGUGAUAUUUUCCAGUAGUAUUAUGUAGAAAUUUAACAAUUUCUAGGUGAGAGCACUCAGACCUCAUAUUGGGAUUCCAUGAACUUGAGCACUUUCUCUAUGAUCUCUGACUAAAAUUGCAGUUCAGAUAGGAGCACAGCAAUGGAAUCUCCAGUUCCCAACCCUUGUAGAUGGUCCAGAACAGUGAUGGGUUGCUACUGAUUCACCCUGGUUCGGGCGAACCUGUAGCUGUGGCAGCAGGAGGCUCUGCCCACCUGCAUGGAUGCUUCUGUGCAUGCACAGAAGCGUCACACACGCAUGCACCCACAAGCAAACUGAUAGCGACGGGAUUUGCAAUCCUAUACUGGUCCAGAGGGACACCAUGUUUCAUUGUAUCAAUUGCUGCUGAAGAAUUAAUAGGAUCCAGGAAGUUCACUCAACCAGUCUAGGGUUCAUCAGAACUAAAUGAAUCUUGAUCGGCAAAAGGCCCAGAUAAUACAUUUCUUCCAAGAUCCUCUCGAGUUGAUUUGCUGUCACCUUAAUAAGCUUCCCUAAAAAGUUGAAAACAAGAUAAAAUUUAUCAAGCAUAACUUGGUUCAGGUAUAUUCAAGACAAGAUCCACUACUGCAUUUAUCAAGGCAGGCAACAUUAUUGCCUCUCAAGCAUUGGUUACUUCCUUGAUUCCAUUCUCAGCUUGCCAGAUCACCCAAAAGACUUGGGAAAGUUGUGGCUCAAGCCCAGUGGCAAUGGAAUUAAAACUAGAGAACCUAUUCAGACCAAGGCCCACAGUCCAGCAUUUGUUUGUUUCAGUGGCCAGUCAGAUAGCUCUGAUUGGAGAUACAUAGUCCUCCCACUAUUACUCACCAAGAACUGAUAUAUGGAAGUAAUACUGAACCUUGGGGAUGAAUAAUUCCUGAUAGAUGUGUCUCCCAGUAUUUUCUCCAAUGCUCUUAUAAAGCUAUACUAAUCACUAUAGCAUAAUCUUAUAUUUUAUUACAUAUUCUGUAGUAGUAAGGACUCCCGGUGCUCCUUUUCACACUCUUUGUAGCAGGCUGGCGAUAAUAAGUCUCUUCCAAUGCGCACCAUAGUGACUAUCAGCCAGGAGUGUGUGAGUCUGAAGAACAGGUACUCUACCUAAAACACCACCUUAGUUUGAAUGUGUUGUAUCAAAAAUAACCUUUAUGGAAAAAGUUACAAAUACAUUGUGGUUUUGAAUAAAUGUGGUUUCAUCAUAGAAGCAAUACAUUAAGGAGGGGAUAUCUUAUGUAAAUAGUAUUGUUCCCUUACAAGAACAAUAUGUAGAAAUGAACAGUUCAGCCUUCCCCAAAUGCCAGUAAGCCCCAUAUCCAUUUAUCUUUGGCAGUUACCAGAGCAUUUUGAGAACCUACUUGGCUGCUGCUGUAAUUGUGCACCAAGAAAGUCCUUGGUGCACAUUAUCCACAAUCUGCCAAAUUUCUAUGAUGUGGCUGUUAAGGGACAGUAGCUUAACAAUAUAGAAAACUAUUUGUGUAAAAGAUAAAGGUUGUAUAUGAGUACGUGGUUGUGUAUGCAUCCUCUUCUAGAAUUACAACAGAGUGAUAAACUAGGGGUUAUUAAUUAACAUUAACAAAAUUUGACUAAUGAAAACUGAUCUCAUGUAGCUAUGGAAUUAUUAGUGUAGAGAAAAGUAUCAACAGGUUCAUUAGUAAACCAAAUUGUGCCCUAUACCCACCCACAGAAGAGCCCAAUGCUAGAUAUCUCCGUAAGGAAGUGAAAAUGGGAAAGGGGGAUUUUUUGUGUGUGUGAACUUGAUAGAAAGACAAGCAUCCAUUUCUCUGCAUGCUUCAGUUUUGACUAUUUUUGUACUGAUAUACCAAGCUGCCUUUUGACAAUGGGUUGUAAAUAAACAGCUUUUUGGAA